CGGAGCAGCCGGGGCAGCCGCGCGUGAGCAGCCGUGGGCGCCGACCCUCCGGUCUCCUCUCCAGCCCUCCACGCCUUUGUCACCGCGCCCGCGGGGUGCCGGGUAGAGACCGAGCCCUCGCGAGCGUCAGACAACCGCGCAGGUCCAGCGGCCUGGCCGAGGGCGCCAGAGGGGGCCAUGUCUUACCAGGGCAAGAAGAGCAUCCCGCACAUCACCAGUGACCGGCUCCUCAUCAAGGGUGGGCGAAUCAUCAACGAUGACCAGUCCUUUUACGCCGAUGUCUACUUGGAAGAUGGACUUAUAAAACAAAUAGGAGAGAACUUGAUUGUUCCUGGUGGAGUGAAGACCAUUGAGGCCAAUGGACGGAUGGUCCUUCCUGGAGGGAUUGAUGUCAACACGUACCUGCAGAAGCCCUCUCAGGGCAUGACGGCUGCCGACGACUUCUUCCAAGGGACCAGAGCAGCGCUGGCAGGCGGGACCACAAUGAUCAUUGACCAUGUUGUUCCUGAACCUGGAUCCAGCCUGUUGACCUCCUUUGAGAAGUGGCAUGAAGCAGCUGACACCAAAUCCUGCUGUGACUACUCCCUCCAUGUGGACAUUACAAGCUGGUAUGAUGGUGUUCGGGAAGAGCUGGAGGUGCUGGUACAGGACAAAGGUGUCAACUCCUUCCAAGUCUACAUGGCCUAUAAAGAUCUCUACCAAAUGUCCGACAGCCAGCUCUACGAAGCCUUCACCUUCCUCAAGGGGCUGGGGGCUGUGAUCUUGGUCCAUGCCGAAAAUGGAGAUUUGAUAGCUCAGGAACAGAAGCGCAUCUUAGAGAUGGGCAUCACGGGUCCUGAGGGCCAUGCUCUGAGCCGACCUGAAGAGCUGGAGGCCGAGGCUGUGUUCCGGGCUAUCACCAUCGCAGGCCGGAUCAAUUGUCCCGUGUAUAUUACCAAGGUCAUGAGCAAGAGUGCGGCCGACAUCAUCACCCUGGCCAGGAAGAAAGGCCCCUUAGUUUUUGGGGAGCCCAUUGCAGCCAGCCUGGGGACUGAUGGCACCCACUACUGGAGCAAGAACUGGGCCAAGGCAGCAGCAUUUGUGACCUCCCCGCCCCUGAGCCCGGACCCCACCACCCCUGACUACUUGACCUCUCUGCUGGCCUGUGGGGACCUGCAGGUCACAGGCAGCGGCCACUGUCCCUACAGCACUGCCCAGAAGGCGGUGGGCAAGGACAACUUCACGCUGAUCCCCGAGGGCGUCAACGGGAUAGAGGAGCGGAUGACCGUCGUGUGGGACAAGGCAGUGGCUACUGGCAAGAUGGAUGAGAACCAGUUUGUGGCCGUCACCAGCACCAAUGCAGCCAAGAUCUUUAACCUGUACCCAAGGAAAGGGCGGAUUGCUGUGGGCUCAGAUGCCGACGUGGUCAUCUGGGACCCAGACAAGAUGAAGACCAUAACAGCCAAAAGUCACAAGUCGGCCGUGGAGUACAACAUCUUUGAAGGCAUGGAGUGCCACGGCUCCCCGCUGGUGGUCAUCAGCCAGGGCAAGAUCGUCUUCGAGGAUGGAAACAUCAACGUCAACAAGGGCAUGGGCCGCUUCAUCCCGCGGAAGCCUUUCCCCGAAUACCUGUACCAACGUGUCAGGAUCAGGAAUAAGGUUUCUGGAUUGCAAGGCGUUUCCAGAGGCAUGUACGACGGCCCAGUGUACGAGGUGCCAGCUACACCCAAAUAUGCCACCACUCCUGCCCCGUCAGCCAAGUCCUCGCCGUCCAAACACCAGCCCCCGCCCAUCAGAAACCUCCACCAGUCCAACUUCAGCUUAUCAGGUGCCCAGAUAGAUGACAACAAUCCCAGGCGUACCGGCCACCGCAUCGUGGCGCCCCCUGGUGGCCGCUCCAACAUCACCAGCCUCGGUUGAACGCAGACGCGGGGAGGAGCUCCAGUGAAGGCUUCUUGGAAUAAUGUCCAUUCCUUUUCCUGUCAGUGUUUUUGAAACCCAGUUUUAUUUGGUACUGAUGGGGGGAAAUUGAACGACGUCCUUUCCUUUGGUUUAGGGAGAAGUGGUAUAGUGUGGUGUGUUUGCUUGGAAAUCCCUUGCCCACAGUGUGUUCAUGCCAAGUCCACCUCAGAGCAUGGUGUUUCCGUUUCCCUUCCUAGUGGCCCACGGGCUUUAGCAUCGUCUCGUACUGUCCCUUCCACUUCCACUCCGCUGGCUCCAUGAUUCUGAGUGGUGGCUCCUUUGCAUCCUCGUAGCUGUUCUAGGAUAGUUGAUGCAUGUAACUAAGUUAUGUAUGCAAGUCUAUGAGUGCGUCCGAUGGAACGUCGCCACUGACGUAGACGCGAUGCCAAGACCUCAAGCCCUCAGAGGCAACUCCAAGACUCUGAGAAUGAAGAUGUUUACUCAUUGCCCCCACCCCGAGUCUACACUAGGAUGAAGCCCGUCCCACCCCCUCCCACCCCCCUUGAGAUGGUCUGGGAGUUCCCAGAGUGGCAGGGGAAGCCUUCUACUUGGUUGCAGAGAAACAUCACCACGUCCUGUGUCAGAAACCCUGGUCUCUGUGGCACUGUAACCCGCCAUGAUGUCUUUCUGGUCUGUGCGUGUUCUCCCAGCCAGCGCUGGGCUUCGGACCAAGCCAUGUUCACACUCAGCGAGGGGUCUCCCUACCCCCAUCCAGGGCUGACGACGGUGGGGUGACAGCUGCUCCCGGGUGGCCUGAGUCCUGGUUCCCUCCGAGACAGCUGACGGGGCAGUCAGAUUUUUACAGUUUUGUACAAAGUUUUCCUUUGUAAUCACCCCCAUUUUUACUUAAUGACCGACUUGUGGUGGCUCUUACUUCUGAAUUCAAAGCUUGUGAAAAAAUAAAGAAAAUAAACUGCC
Messenger RNA from Tupaia belangeri chinensis (Chinese tree shrew), 2859 nucleotides. RefSeq names its product collapsin response mediator protein 1 (gene CRMP1). Bases 178 to 1899 code for a protein of 573 amino acids. The transcript is spliced from 14 exons. Gene Ontology annotation, cellular component: cytosol; cytoplasm. The record is from RefSeq and is a predicted model, not a curated record. Lineage: Eukaryota; Metazoa; Chordata; Mammalia; Scandentia; Tupaiidae. Gene Ontology annotation, molecular function: hydrolase activity, acting on carbon-nitrogen (but not peptide) bonds, in cyclic amides.